CUUCACUCAGAGGCGGCCCCUUCCUAUUGCAGCUCCUUCAUUCUCUCCUCAUCUCGGAACGGCUGGUCGCUUGCAACAGUGACCGCGAGCUUUGCAGAAAGACGACCACCACGACUUCUUGCGCCCUCGUCGACCAAACAUCAGGCGGCUCUCCCAUCUCCACAUCUUCGGACCUCACUGCCAGCAACAAUAUCGACGGUGUUUGAAGAGGGCUUACCAUCUCGGAAUCGCUCUCGGCGGAACCAUUUGCCUGGCUGACCAGGGCAUGGCUGUACGACAAGCUUGAACAUACUUGUUCCAGUAUCCGCUCAAUGGGGAUAUAUCUACACUCCUCUGGCUCCCAAGCAUCUGCUUCUCACGACACUCCUUCUCCCGAGCACAUGGGCACCUACGUCCCAACACACGCAGCCAAGGCAUCGGAGGAUCGCCUCUGGGCUUCGCGCGCGCCGGUGUCGCCUCCCAUGACCAACUAUGCUCCCAGUACCAGGACUGACAUGUCCUCGAGGACGAAUGAGCCCUAUCUUAAACCCAGAGACGACUCCACUGCAGCCGCCAUCCAGCGGCUGCCCUCUCUAAACAGCCUCUUCGGUCGACCUCCAAGUCAGAUUCGGCCGCUGCACGCUCCUCUCUUGGAGCGCCCCAGUCCCUUGGCUGGGCCUUCUCGCUCACCUUUAGAUCAUCAACCAUCUACUACAAGCUCACAGCGGUCUUUGUCGACCUCUUAUUUCCCGUCUACGGUUACGCCCAGGAGUAAUUACGCUGCCUCUAACCGAUCUGACGGCGACAGGCACACGACGGGCCUCCUCCACUUUCCAGGACCCUUGUCCCCUGGCAGAGGCCGUGAUUCAAUAUCAAGCCAACAUGACAGUCGUCAUGACUCACUCUCCACCGGCCGCUGGUCGUACUCUAGCCAGUCUGAGGCGAGACGUCCCGACUAUGUACUGAGCACGAGCGAGGCUCCCACCUUCUACAGAACUAGCUCGGACAGACUUCCAUUCCCCGGGCCGAGUUCUAGGGUCAAUUUCGAAUCUGGGGCUACCAACUUCAGAGAGCAGACGAUUGCACACCAGCCGCCACCGCCGAGCGAGAGGCCACAGGCUUCUCUCGAGGUCGGAGGUCCAGCUGCCUCGGAAGGUCUGCCAGUCAAGGACGGCCUGGGCCCAAAGAUCUGGACUGGGACACAUUUUCUGCCACGAUUUUUACGGCAGAGCGAAGUCCCGGGCGAAGGUCUGUGUUACUUUUAUGAUGAUGGAACCCAUUGCAAGGCAAUCAUCGAUGGCGAGCAGGUCAAUGCCCACUGGGGAGUCACCAAGGCCGGAAAGCCGCGUAAGCGGCUGGCAAUCGCGUGCCUGACGUGCCGCGAGAAGAAGAUCAAGUGUGAUCCCGACUUCCCCCGCUGUGUUCAGUGUGAAAAGUUCGGUAGGGUGUGCAGGUUCAAAAAUGCACCCCGCGGAGGUCACAACACCUCUCCUGGAACAUCUCCUGCUCGUGAAGCCGAGGAAAUGAGAGCUCCCGCACCGCCUAGUUCGCAGCUAGACGUCGCCCGGCGACGGAGGAGCGUCUCUCUCGAAUCAGUCUCGCCAAAGACAAGCUCACUGAAGCGGGUCGCGAGUUCGGCCGAGCUUGGCGAGACACAACCGGCCAAGCGAGUGGUGCUGGAGUAUGAGCGAUAUGCACAGCCUGCAGGAGAGCACAUGUCCCCUCUCAGCAAGACUCGGGAACUUCCAAGGCCUACCGCACCUUGGCCUGAGCAGGUGAGGGGCGAGACCAGGGUAGAAACAAGUCAGGAGCUGCCUCGCCUCCCGGACGACAUAUUACGACGGCGGCCAUGGUAGCAGUGAAGGAUCCGAGCUCAACGCCAGCCUAAAUUCAGGGCUUCAAUCUUUCAUUAUUAUUGGACUUUAGUAGCUAUUUGCAUUUCAACGGCGUUCAGCAUGGGUCGCGGGCGAACUUGGAGGAUAUACACUAUCGCGUUUCAUCCGGAGGGGUCUCCUCCCCCAUUACACAAGAGUUCAUGUACAUACUACUACACCGUGUCUGGCGGACAGCAAUACAGCCUACACAAGCACCAUCGAAAUACAGGAGAGUCGGAGUUUCGACUUUAGUUUUGCA
This is a messenger RNA of Microdochium trichocladiopsis, 2112 nucleotides long. RefSeq lists its product as uncharacterized. The coding region runs from base 312 to 1835 and encodes 507 amino acids. Gene Ontology annotation, molecular function: zinc ion binding; DNA-binding transcription factor activity, RNA polymerase II-specific. Gene Ontology annotation, biological process: regulation of DNA-templated transcription. Gene Ontology annotation, cellular component: nucleus. Lineage: Eukaryota; Fungi; Ascomycota; Sordariomycetes; Xylariales; Microdochiaceae. The transcript has 2 exons. The record is from RefSeq and is a predicted model, not a curated record.